AUGUCCUCACAACAACCGUUUCCCGGAUCUGGUCCACCACAAUUUCAGUCCUCACAACAACAAGGUUUCUCCAACCAACCUUCACAACAACAAAUGUCCUCAACACCACAAUCUUUCAAUCAGUUUCCACAAGGACAGCAACAAUACUUCCAGCAGGUUAAUCAAGGUCAAUAUUCACAAAAGCAGCAACCACACACGUAUCAACAACAGCAACAAAUGAGAAGCGUUUCAAACCAACAACAGACAAGCGCUUUACCUCAUGAACAAGUCAUUUAUGUAGAGCAACCUCCUCCUCCUUCUGUGAUGGUAAUGAAUCCGAAUCAGAAUCAAAAUCCGGGAAUUGUUAACAUUUCUUCUCAUACACCC
This is a messenger RNA of Racocetra persica, 366 nucleotides long. NCBI's taxonomy places the organism in Eukaryota, Fungi, Glomeromycota, Glomeromycetes, Diversisporales, Gigasporaceae. The record is from the annotation of a GenBank genome assembly.